Ilex paraguariensis (yerba mate) is the source of this 372-nucleotide messenger RNA. Lineage: Eukaryota; Viridiplantae; Streptophyta; Magnoliopsida; Aquifoliales; Aquifoliaceae. The record is from the annotation of a GenBank genome assembly.
AUGUCAUCUGUUUUUGUAAUUUUUCUGAUAGAAAAUGUUCUUUUUUCUAACCAAAAUUUUAACACACUAAAUUUGCUGCUGUGUUUAUGUUAUACGAGGAUGUCUGAACUUAAAACAAACAGUGGCAAUGUGCUUUGUGGUGUUAUAGUGAGCAAAGGAUUCCAUUCAACUUGCGUGAAGAGAAUGGGAGGAGGACAUGCCCAUGCCCAUGAUGAGCCAUUUUACCUUCAUGCAAAGCACAUGUACAACCUGGACCGAAUGAAACAUCAGAAGCUGACGAUGACCCUUGGUGUCUUCACUGCCUUCAGCAUCGGUGUUGGAGUGCCAAUUUAUGCUGUCAUCUUCCAGCAAAGGAAGACAGGUUCUACAUAG